This is a messenger RNA of Aspergillus chevalieri, 690 nucleotides long. RefSeq names its product gamma-glutamylcyclotransferase family protein. Bases 1 to 690 code for a protein of 229 amino acids. NCBI's taxonomy places the organism in Eukaryota, Fungi, Ascomycota, Eurotiomycetes, Eurotiales, Aspergillaceae. The transcript has a single exon. The record is from RefSeq and is a predicted model, not a curated record.
AUGGAAUACAAACCGUGGUACCCCUCAGACUACGCCCAAGCACUAAACAACAUCCUCACAGAAGACGAAACAACCACCCUCCUAAACCAACCCGGCGCGUCCCCCCGCUUCGUCUACGACCCCCUCAUGCUUCCCACAGUCCUAAAAUAUUUCACCGACAUGCCUCAAACCACUCCCAUCGCCCGCAACAUGACCCAAGCCACGCUCUUCGGCUACCAACUCUACCGCUUCUCCGACCCCGGAAUGCCGGUGAUCGCGCCAUCGCCGGACCCGCAAGCCGCUGUCGAAGGACUGCUCGUAUUCGGGUUGAACGAGCAGCAAAGAAAUGCGAUUUAUGAGCUGGAGGCUGGGUUGAUGAAGUUGGUUAGUGUGCAGGUGGAUAUUCAGCAGCGGGUUCCGGGUGAGAGACACGUGUGUAAUGUGCGGGCUGUGGAAGCGGGGGCUUUUUGUUGGGCGCAUGAGGGGGGUUCGUUGGAGGGGCUGGUUCCUAUUGAGGGGGCGGCGUGGUCGUUGGAUGAGUUUUUGGUAGGUUCGUUCUAUGAGCAUAUUGCACGGUCUCAGUGUAAGGGGAUGGUGGGGGUUGAGGGGGCGUUAUCGCGGUCGUCAGGCAAGCGACGGUCGAAGUUUUAUACAGGGCAGGUUGAGAUGUUGGAAUGCAUAGAAGAGGAUCAUGGCGAAUGGUUGCUCUAA